AUGUUAGAGUCUUUAGCUGCCAACUUGCUAAACCGAUUACUAGGCUCAUAUGUGGAGAAUUUCGACCCUGCCCAAUUAAACGUUGGAAUUUGGAGUGGUGACGUGAAACUAAAAAACCUGAAACUGAGAAAGGACUGUCUGGACUCGUUAGAUUUGCCCGUAGAUGUGAAAUCUGGUAUAUUGGGUGAUCUGGUAUUAACGGUACCAUGGUCAAGCUUGAAGAACAAGCCUGUGAAAAUUAUCAUCGAAGACUGUUAUUUGCUAUGUUCACCACGCUCAGAAGAUCACGAAAACGAUGAAGAAAUGGUAAUGAGAGCAUUCCGUUUGAAAAUGAGGAAGCUGGCGGAAUGGGAAUUGACUAACCAGGCCCGCAUAUUCAGCAAUCAAUCAGAAACCUCUAACAAGGCAUCUUCUGAAAAGAUGAAUGCUGGGUUCAUGCAGUCUUUGACUACAAAGAUUAUAGACAAUUUACAAGUUACCAUAAAGAACAUCCAUUUAAGAUACGAAGACAUGGAUGGAAUUUUUACCACGGGUCCAUCCUCUGUUGGGCUGACGUUGAAUGAAUUAUCGGCAGUGUCCACAGAUUCAAACUGGACGCCAAGUUUCAUCGAGAUUACUCAGAAUAUUACCCACAAACUAUUAACUUUGAACUCGCUUUGUUUGUAUUGGAAUACAGAUUCCCCGCCCUUAAUUGCCGAUGAUGAUCAAGAUACGAGCUUAGACAACUUCGUGUCCAGUUUCAAAAGUAUGAUUUCAUCCGACAAUUCAACCCUACCCAUGCACCAAUACGUUCUGAAACCAGUCAGCGGGGUGGGAAAAUUGAGCAUCAACAAGCUUGGAUCCACCGAGGAACAGCCCCAUAUCGAUUUACAAAUGUUUUAUGAUGAAUUCGGUAUAGAGCUAGACGAUACGGAAUAUAAUGAUAUCCUGCAUGUCUUGUCCAGCAUACAAUUGAGGCAAAUAACCAAAAAAUUUAAAAAAGUUAGACCAUCCUUCACCGCUACUGAGGAUCCGAUAGCAUGGUUUAAAUAUAUCGCAUCAUGUGUCGUUAACGAAAUUCAUGAAAAAAAUAAAAUGUGGACUUGGGAAAGUAUGAAAGAAAAAUGUGACCAACGGAGACUGUAUACACAACUAUGGGUUGAGAAACUGAAAUUAAAAAGUUUAGAGACCCCGUUACGUGACCAAAAUCAAGAGGCCCAACUGACUGAAUUGCAUAAAGAUCUAACGUAUGAUGAGAUCGUUCUCUUUAGAUCUGUCGCCAAGAGGCAGUAUGCGCAAUUUAAACUGGGCAUGAGUGAGGACUCGCCAACUCCCACUGCUAGCUCCCAAACUGAACCUCAAUCUUCAAACAAGUCUGCGGUAAAGGGAAAUGGCGGCUGGCUUUCUUCAUGGUGGAACGGCAAACCCACUGAUGAAGUGGACGAAGAUUUAAUAAUGACCGAAGAGCAACGUCAAGAACUUUACGAUGCCAUUGAGUUCAACGAAAACGAAGAUAAAGGCCCUAUCCUACAGCUUCCUAGAGACAGAGUCGAACUUCGUGUGACAGGCCUACUGAGAAAGGGUUCAUUUACUAUACGGAAGAAAAAGCAAAAUCUAAAGUUGGGUUCCAUUGUUUUCGAAAAUUGUAAAGUGGAUUUCGCGCAAAGGCCUGAUUCAUUUUUAGCAAGCUUCCAGUUGAACAAGUUUGGUUUAGAAGAUGGCUCACCUAACGCGUUGUACAAGCACAUUAUCAGCGUUAGAGGCACAUCUGAGGAUCAGCCACAAACUGAGGACCAUGCCAUUGAAGGAAAAGAGGAGGAGCCUUUAUUACUUGCCGCAUUUGAAUGGAACCCGUUGAAUGGAUUAGCUGAUUCGAGGCUCAACAUAAAAUUAUUGGGGAUGACUGUGUUUUAUCACGUUCAUUUUAUUACAGAAGUUCACAAGUUCUUCAAGGCCUCUAAUCAACACAUGGAAACACUUGGUAAUAUUGUUAAUGCUGCUGAGGCCACGGUAGAAGGUUGGACUACACAGACAAGAAUGGGUAUAGAAUCGUUGUUGGAAGACCACAAAACAAUAGACGUGACUUUGGACUUGCAGGCACCAUUGAUCAUACUACCAUUAGACCCACAUAAUUGGGACACUCCUUGCGCAAUCAUUGAUGCCGGUCAUAUUUCCAUAACUAGUGAUUUAGUACCAAAGGAGAAAAUAAAGGAAAUAAAACAAUUAUCACCGGAGGAAUAUGACAAGAUUGACGGAAAUGAAAUAAACAGGUUAAUGUUCGAUAGGUUCCAACUCUUAUCGCACAAUACCCAGAUUUUUGUUGGCCCUGACAUUCAAUCGACUAUAGGUAAGAUCAACACACCCUCAUCUACAAACGAUUUCAGAAUUUUGGAUAAAAUGAAAUUAGAAUUAACCAUGGAUAUAUCAAUCUUGCCCAAAGCCUAUAAACUACCUACGAUAAGAGUAUUUGGACAUUUACCUCGGUUAAGCCUUUCCAUAAAUGACAUUCAAUACAAAACCAUUAUGAACUUGAUCGCCAAUUCCAUCCCAUCAAUGAUUGAUGCAGAGCAAGAAAACAAUGACUAUACCAAUUACUCUUUUACUGGUUCCGAACAAGAAACUAAGAAGCAAAUUCAAUCACAACUAAAAAGUACCUUGAAAUUAUUGUCAAAUAUGCAACCACUACAAAUCCAACAGAAAUUUAUGGAAAUACACUUCGAUAUUGAUCAAGCCAAGAUAUCGUUCUUUCAGUGCAUUAAGAAUGACUCCAGAGACAGUGAAAAACUGAUUGAUAUCUUAUGCCAGAAAUUGAAUUUCAACUUUGAUAAGAGGGCUAAGGAAAUGAAUCUUGAUUUGAGAGUGCAUUCAUUAGAUGUCGAAGAUUUUAUCGAGCAAACUGAUAAUAAAGAUUUUAAAAACCUGAUAUCAUCUAGUACUGAGAAGGUGGCAAGAACCCCCAAAGAUUUGUUUACAUUAAAGUACAAAAGAGCCCAGAGAAUAGUGACUCAUGAUGAUACUUUGAUUGAAUUAUUUGAUCAAGAUAUUGUCAUGCAUAUGAGUGAAUUACAAAUGGUAUUAACACCUAAAUCCGUUUUGACGUUGAUGAAUUAUGCAAUGCUGACAUUCACAGAUCCAAAUGCUCCAGAGAUGCCAGCUGAUGCCUUAAGACAUAAUAAAGAAGACAGAGAAGACGCACCACAAAAGAUUAAUAUGAAAAUUAAAAUGGAGGCCGUUAACGUGAUUCUAAAUGAUGACUCGGUAAAGAUAGCUACUCUAGUUUUAUCAGCAGGUGAACUUAUGAUGGUUUUAUUACCGGAAAAAUACAACAUUAACUUGAAAUUAGGCGGACUAGAGUUGACUGAUGAAACCAACGAAUCAUUUUCUAGCGAUUCGGUGUUCAGAAAAGUAAUUCACAUGAAAGAUGAAGAGCUGGUCGAACUGACCUACGAAUCAUUUGAUCCAGCUACUAACACCAAAGAUUAUGAUUCAUCCUUAAAAUAUUCUACUGGUUCUAUGCACAUUAAUUUUAUCGAAAGUGCUGUAAAUAGAAUAGUCAACUUCCUUACCAAAUUUCAAAAAUCCAAAGUUUCCUUUGAUAGAGCUCGUCUUGCUGCAUACAACCAAGCUCCCUCCAUCGAUGCCGUAAACAAUAUGAAGAUGGAUAUCGUAAUCAAGGCACCUAUCAUUCAAUUUCCAAAGUUGGUAGGCACACACGAGAGCGAAUAUGAUACUAUGAGAUUUUACUUGGGUGAAUUUUUUAUUCAAAAUGUGUUUUCCGUGAUCGAUGACUCUCAUAAAAUAAAUCAUAUCAAACUGGGUGUCCGAGAAGGUCAAUUAUCAUCUGAUUUGUUUUUUGAUGGUUCAAGUCAAAAACUACAUUUGGUAGAAAACAUAGGUUUACUAUUCAAUAUCGACCGGGAUCCACUGCCACAAGAUGAUACUCCUGAGCUUAAAGUAACGAGUAAUUUCGAUUCAUUUGCAUUGGACUUAACAGAAAAUCAGCUGGCUUACCUGCUGGAGAUCUCCAGUAAAGUUUCGUCUGCCUUCAACAUCGCAGAGGAGGACCCCAGCACAUCAACAGGAAAAGACGCUGAUAAAAGUCCAUCUCCUGAUCCAGUAACCUCCAGUAGCGAAAGUGAACGCGCGGUUACUCCUCAAUCUUUACAAGAAUCAGGUAAUAGUAAUAUAAAGAAUCCUGACCAAAAAUACCUAGAUUUCUCUUUCAAGGCCCCUAAGAUCGCCCUCACUGUUUAUAAUAAGACAAAAGGUGUUACUUCUUUGGAUGAUUGUGGACUAACAAGAAUUAUAUACCAAGACAUCGGGUGUAAUCUUGGUCUCAAGAAUGAUGGCACAAUCGAUGGCCAGGCUCAUGUUGCAGCUUUCAGAAUAGAAGAUAUUCGUAAUAUAAAAGAUAACAAGCACACAGAAUUGAUACCAAAGAGUAGGAAUAAGGAAUAUCAAUUCGUAGCAAACAUUAGCAGAAAAAAUUUGGAAUCCGGGCGUCUGCUGAACAUUUCCAUGACGAUGGACAGUCCAAAAAUGAUUUUGGCAAUGGAUUAUCUGCUUUCUCUUAAGGAAUUUUUUGACGCGAUCGUGUCUAACAAAUCUGAGAGUAGUUCAUAUUAUCCAGAAACUGCAAAUCAAAAGACUGAAAAUAAAGCAGUUGUUCAAAAUGUAGAAGAAAGUGGUGAUGCAACCAAAAUUCAAUAUUCUAUUAACGUCAUUGAAACAGCUCUUAUUCUACUUGCUGAUCCAUGCAACAUAAAUACCGAAGCUAUAUCCUUCAAAAUUGGACAGUUUUUGGUAACGGACCAAAAUAUAAUGACUGUAGCAGCAAAUAACGUUGGUAUCUUUCUGUUCAAAAUGAAUUCAUCUGAAGAAAAAUUGAGACUGUUGGAUGAUUUCUCAUCUUCGUUAACCAUCGAUAAAAGAAAUUCAACUCCUCAAACUUUAUUAACAAAUAUACAGCUUUCUGUUCAGCCAUUGUUGAUGCGUAUCUCGCUCAGGGAUAUCCGUCUAGCCAUGGUAAUAUUUAAGAGAGUCACGACCCUGCUAAAUAAGAUGAAAGAACAGAAAAAUGAUGAAGAGGAAGAGGAGGUAACCGAGAAGAUUCAAUUCUCUCGUGAAUUUGAAAGGAAAUUAGCAGUCUUGGAUCCAAGUAUUUUGGGCGAGCGUAGUCAACCUAGCCAAAUCACCGAAUCCAAAUCCAUCGGAGAGCCUACUACAAUUUUGAAAAACGAAAUGUUUAAUGCCGAUUUGGGCGGUUUGAGACUUAUCUUGAUUGGUGACGUCCAUGAAAUGCCAAUAUUAGACAUGAAUAUAAAUGAAGUUACUGCUUCCGCAAAGGAUUGGUCUACUGAUUUUGAAGCCCUUGCUUCUUUAGAAACCUACGUUAAUAUAUUCAACUAUUCAAGAUCUAGCUGGGAGCCACUUUUGGAGAUGAUCCCAGUAACAUUCCAUUUAUCAAAGGGUCAUUCUGAAAUGGAUCCUGCGUUCUCUUUCGACAUUUUGACUCAAAGAGUUGCAGAAAUUACACUUUCAGCCAAAUCAAUCGCAAUGCUUUCUCAUAUUCCUGCGUCAUUAACAGAAGAGUUGCCGUUAGCCUCCAGGGUAUCCCAGAAGCCAUAUGAAUUGGUGAACGAUACAGAAUUAGAUUUUGAUGUGUGGAUAGAGGACAAAACGUCAGAGGCUAAAAACAAUCUCGUGGUUUUGAAGGCAAACACCUCGUUGCCUUGGGAAUUUGAAGAUUGGAGAAGUAUUAGAGAGAAACUAGACACUGAUAAAUCGAAAAAUGUUUUAGGGGUUUGUGUUUCCGGACAAGAAUAUAAAACUGUAWUGAACAUCGAUGCCACAACAGAAGGAGAAAAAUUACACGUUUUAAGCCCACCAAGGAAUAACGUACAUAACAGAAUUGUUUGUGAGGCUAAAUGUGAUGAAAAUAACGUGAAAAUCAUUACAUUUAGAUCAACCUUACUUUUGGAAAACACAACUUCGACUGGAAUUGAACUUUUAGUGGAACUCAAAGAUUCAGAUAAACAAUCUUUGAUUUAUGUUAUUAAUCCCCAUGAGAGCAAAUCCGUUCCUGUUGAAUAUGCCUAUAAUUCCGCUAUUAGAAUUAGACCAACAUCAGAGGGUUCAUAUGAUUGGUCGCAACAGACACUGUCUUGGAAAGACUUGUUAAGCAACCAAAUGUCUAUUUUCUGUCUUUCAAAGGAAGAACCUGACAAAAGGUUUCAUUUCGAAGUUGGCGCAAAGUACGAUGAAAGGGAACCGUUGGCUAAAAUAUUUCCUCAUAUGAAGAUAGUAGUUUCUGCCUCUUUGAUCAUUGAAAACUUACUCCCAGCAGACAUCAAUUUUUCUAUUUUCGAUAAAAGAGAGGAAAAGAGAACAGAUUUUUUGAAGACUGGAAAAACCAUGGAAAUACAUCAUAUUUCUUUAGACAGUUUUCUCCUGAUGUCUGUCCAACCACUGCAAGAUGGUGCUUCAGCUUCAAAACCCUCUAUUGUUAAUACACCACACAAGAGUCCAUUAAGCCCAGAAGAGUCGUUAUCCUUGACUCUAUCCGGAGGCCAGAAUUUGCUUCUAAAAUUAGACUAUAAGAAUAUUGAUGGAACAAGGUCAAAGGUCAUAAGAAUAUACUCUCCUUAUAUCAUUAUGAAUGCUACUGAUAGAGAACUAUACCUUCAAAGUAGUAUUACAAAUAUUGCUCAGUCUAAGAUUUUGCUUGAAAACGAAAAACGGUAUACUAUUCCGAAAAUGUUCUCAUUUGACAAAGAGAACGAUAAAAGCAAUAGAGCUCGUGUCAGAUUCAAGGAGUCGGAGUGGAGUUCGAAGUUAUCAUUCGAUGCCAUAGGUCAAUCGUUUGACGCAUCAGUUAGUAUAAAAAACAAGGAGCAAGAAUCCAAUUUGGGUAUUAAUAUUAGCGAAGGUAAAGGGAAAUAUUUGCUAAGUAAAGUUAUUGAGAUUGCACCAAGAUAUAUUAUUAGCAAUACUUUAAGUAUCCCUAUUGAAGUUUGUGAAACAGGAUCCACAGACAUUCAACAAAUUGAACCAAGCAUAACCAAACCUCUGUAUAGGAUGAGAAACGUUGUUAAUAAGCAAUUAGUGGUCAAAUUCUUGGGUGGAGACUCCGAUUGGUCGCAGCCAUUCUUUAUCAAGAAUGUCGGUGUGACUUAUUUAAAAGUUUUGAAAAAUGCAAGUCACAAGCUUCUAAAAAUUGAAAUUCUUUUGGAGAAGGCGACAAUAUUCAUAAGAAUUAAAGAUGGCAGUGACAGAUGGCCAUUUUCCAUAAGGAAUUUUAGUGAUCAUGACUUUAUUUUUUACCAAAGAGAUCCACAAAAGGUUAGUGAUCCAUACAAGGAUGACAAAUCUAUCGAGCCAUCGAACCGGAAUUUCAAGCCAAUAUUUUACAGAAUACCAUCGAAAAGUAUAAUGCCUUAUGCGUGGGACUUCCCAACAGCUAAGGAGAAAUAUCUAGUGAUAGAAUCAGGCACACGUACAAGAGAAGUUCGACUAGCCGAAAUCGGUGAACUGCCACCAUUGCGCCUAGACAGAAGGUCAAGAGAUAAUCCAGCUCCUAUUGUUGGUUUACAUGUUGUUGCUGAUGAUGACAUGCAAGCUUUAGUUAUUGUUAACUACAAGACCAAUAUCGGGUUAUAUAAAUUGAAAACUGCAGCUGCGGCUAGCAAUUCUUCGGCUUCGGUAAAUAGUUCAGCAACCGACGGAUUUGUGCAAAAGGAUGAGGACGAAAAGGUAAGCACACAAGUGGUUGUUUCGUUCAAAGGUGUCGGAAUAUCAUUAAUUAACGGCCAUUUACAGGAACUACUGUAUGUAAACAUGAGAGGAAUUGAAGUGAGAUAUAAUGAAUCUAAAGCGUAUCAAUCAUUCAGUUGGAAGUUGAAGUGGAUGCAAAUUGAUAACCAGCUAUUUUCAGGGAAUUAUUCAAAUAUUUUAUAUCCAACUGAAAUCCCUUACUCGGAAAAGGAAAUUGAAAAUCAUCCUGUGGUGUCAGGUUCGAUUUCUAAAGUUAAUGAUUCAUUGCAAGCUGUUCCUUACUUUAAGCACGUCACUUUGCUGAUUCAAGAAUUUUCCAUACAAUUAGAUGAGGAUAUGUUGUACGCUAUGAUGGAUUUCAUCAAAUUCCCAGGGUCCCCAUGGAUUAUGGAUUCAAAGGCGUAUAAAUACGAUGAAGAGAUUCAGCUACCUGAUGUUUCCGAACUGAAGGCUGCUGGCGAUAUUUAUUUUGAGAUCUUCCAUAUUCAACCAACCGUCUUGCACCUCUCCUUUAUACGAUCUGAUGAAAUUAGCCCAGGCUUGGCUGAAGAAACUGAAGAGUCAUUUUCGUCAUCAUUAUACUACGUCCAUAUGUUUGCUAUGACACUGGGUAAUGUUAAUGACGCACCUGUCAAGGUGAACUCUUUGUUCAUGGAUAAUGUAAGAGUCCCACUGCCAAUAUUAAUGGACCAUAUUGAGAGACACUAUACUACCCAAUUUGUGUACCAAAUUCAUAAGAUCCUGGGAUCUGCGGAUUGUUUUGGUAACCCAGUCGGUCUCUUUAACACCAUUAGUUCUGGGGUUUGGGAUUUAUUCUAUGAACCAUACCAAGGUUACAUGAUGAAUGAUAGACCUCAAGAGAUUGGUAUACAUUUAGCGAAAGGUGGACUAAGCUUUGCCAAGAAGACCGUUUUUGGUCUUUCCGACAGUAUGUCCAAAUUUACAGGGUCGAUGGCGAAAGGUUUAUCCGUGACACAAGAUCUAAAAUUUCAAAAGGUUAGAAGAUUGCAACAAAGAGUUAAUAGAAAUAACAGAAACCCCUUGGCCAACUCAGCUCAGUCAUUUGCUAGUACCCUAGGAAGUGGUUUAAGUGGUAUAGCGUUAGAUCCAUACAAAUCCAUGCAAAAGGAAGGUGCCGUCGGGUUCUUCAAAGGCCUCGGUAAAGGUAUGAUCGGACUGCCAACUAAGACAGCCAUUGGAUUCCUGGAUCUCACAAGUAAUCUAAGUCAAGGUGUGAAAAGCACGACCACAGUGCUUGACAUGCAAAAGGGCAGCAGAGUGCGUUUACCAAGGUACGUAGAUCACGACCAGAUCAUCAAAUCAUAUGAUCUACGGGAGGCUCAAGGACAAUACUGGCUCAAGACUGUUAACGGAGGAAUAUUUAUGAAAGAUGAAUACCUGUCACACGUCAUCUUGCCCGGCAAAGAACUGGCGGUAAUUGUGUCUAUGCAACACAUAGCCGAGGUACAAAUGGCCACGCAAGAACUGAUGUGGAGCACGGGCUAUUCGUCCAUCCAGGGAAUUACUUUGGAAAGAUCCGGCCUCCAGAUCAAACUCAAGUCCCAAUCCGAAUACUUCAUCCCUAUCAGUGACCCUAUGGAACGCCGGUCUCUGUACAGAAAUAUUGCUAUUGCCGUCAGAGAGUACAAUAAGUACUGUGAAUCCAUAUUGUGA
Saccharomyces eubayanus is the source of this 9426-nucleotide messenger RNA. It is a transcript of the gene VPS13, whose product is annotated as membrane morphogenesis protein VPS13. The record is from RefSeq and is a predicted model, not a curated record. Gene Ontology annotation, biological process: protein retention in Golgi apparatus; protein targeting to vacuole; mitochondrion organization. The transcript has a single exon. Lineage: Eukaryota; Fungi; Ascomycota; Saccharomycetes; Saccharomycetales; Saccharomycetaceae. Gene Ontology annotation, cellular component: extrinsic component of membrane. The coding region runs from base 1 to 9426 and encodes 3141 amino acids.